AUGCAGCACAACAUCCUGUUAUUGAGGCUGCAGCAGCUGCUGCUGCUGCUAUGCGUAGCAGCAGCUGCAGCAGCAACAGCAGCAGCAGAGGGACCACAUCUUGCUCCCAUAACCGCGUCCAGCAGCAGCAGCAGCAACACUGAGACUGACAACAGCUCAAGUAUAAUCGACAGCAGCAGCAGCAGCGACAGCAGCAGCAGCAGCAUCAGCAGCAGCAGCAGCAGCAGACUUCAAGAACUGCGUCUGCAUGCAGCAGAUCUAACCGAAGCAUCAGCGCUGCAACUCAAUUUAACAGAAGACGAAAACAAAGUUAUCAACAGCUCAUGUAACGGGAAGCAGAGUUGUAAAUUUUUACCAACAGGGAAAGCAUCUUCUUCUUCUGAUUCAUCAGGAUAUGCUUUUGUCUCUUGUGGGGAGAUUUGCCCAACAUCAGGAAAUCCAAUGAGAGUUCUUGAAGGAACAUUUGAUUGCGUGCAGCAGAGCAACGAGCAGCAAGUCUUCCAAGAAAGUGUCAUUGGAUCUCUUGAGGAAUUCACAGAUAUUACCUGGGACACUCUCCUUG
This is a messenger RNA of Eimeria maxima, 562 nucleotides long. RefSeq lists its product as hypothetical. The annotation marks the transcript as partial. NCBI's taxonomy places the organism in Eukaryota, Apicomplexa, Conoidasida, Eucoccidiorida, Eimeriidae. The transcript is spliced from 4 exons. The record is from RefSeq and is a predicted model, not a curated record.